AUGCAACCAAGAACACGAAUUCCCGAGUUUGCAGAAUUAGAAAACUAUAAAAAUCUUGGGCUAUUGACCCAGAUGCAACUCGAUUUACUCUAUCGAAGAGUAAAUGGCGAGUCUUAUCAACAAAUACGGAAUGUUUACUCAAUUUCAAAGACGACAGUAGCACGCGCAAUCAUGCGCACUGCUACUUGUCGUUCAUGGACAAAAGGUCAGUCAGGGGGUGGUAUGACCCUUUUGUCACUACCAGAUGAAAUGCAGUUCAAAAAACUUGUUCAAGAGAUGGCAGACGACUUGAACUGUAUUACAACAUCAAUGGCCAUUGCUGUCUGUACGGAAUUACAAAAUAGGAGAUUAAAAUUUGCGGCGCGGGUACUAAUCGCUGCAAGAUGCCCGCAUCUUCUAGCGAAGCUCGCUGAUUACUGCCCAUCGCCAUCCCGUGGCUGGCUUAAUCAUAUCGCCACAAGAUUGUCAAUUCGGAUUGUGAGCUCCCAAACUAUUGAUAUGCUCCGACGCUCUACCUGUGACGCAAACCAUAUUCGCCAAUUUUUCCUCUCCAAGCAUAGAUAA
Molecule: messenger RNA, 564 nt
Organism: Trichomonas vaginalis G3
Lineage: Eukaryota; Parabasalia; Trichomonadida; Trichomonadidae
Product: DDE endonuclease family
Exons: 1
Coding region: 1-564 (187 amino acids)
Source: RefSeq, a predicted model, not a curated record